AUGACUAGUGCCAAGACGGAGCAGGAGGCCGGCGGCGUGGCCGACGUCGAGGAGAGCCGGCCGACGCUGCGGCUGUGCCGCAUCCUGAAGCACGUCGCCAACGCCACCACCGCGGCCGCCGGAGCGCCGUCCUGCGGCUUCCACAUCAGCCGCACGCAGUGGGACCCGUACCCCUGGGUGUCCGCCGUGGAGGUGGGCAGCCCCGCCGAGCAGGCCGGCCUGCGCGCCGGCGACUGCGUCCUCGAGGUGAACGGCGAGGACGUGCUGGGCCAGCGCAUCGGCGAGGUGGCGGCCAAGCUGACCGCGGGCUCCGCGCCGACGCCGCUCAACCUGCAGCUGCUGAGCUCGUGCCUGCAGCAGGCCAGCCAGCUGCUGGAGUGCCCCGUGUGCCUGGAGGCCGUGUCGCCGCCGGUGUGGCAGUGCUGCCACGGCCACUUGCUGUGCUCUGGCGAGGACCUCUCCGACGUCGCGGACGCCGUCGCCGAGCUCGCCCUGCCCGCCCUCGACGUGGCCGUGCCCCCCGCCAACGCGCGCGCCCGGUCGCAGUCCGCCGGCCACAUCGGCGCGCACGUCGCCAAGGCCGUGUCCGAGCGCGCCGGCGGCCUGGUGCACUGCCCCUACGGCUCCACCUGCAGCAGCACCUUCCCGGCGUCCGAGGUGUUCCAGCACCUCAGCGAGGACCACGACGGGCCGCUGACGCAGUACUUCCCGCGCGAGGGCCGCGCGCUGUCGCUGCCGCACCCGGGCCACAGCCAGGCCGGCCAGCGGCGCCACAGCCUCACCGUGCUCACCACCAAGGCGGGCGAGUCCCUGUUCCUGCACGAGGAGCGCGGCUGCCUCUGGCUCUGGACCCUGGCCGUGGCGGCCGACGACGCCCCCGCCGCCACCGACGCCGUGCCCGCCGACGUCGUCCCCGAGCCCUUCCUCUGCGUGGACUUCCCCGACGCGGUUUCCGGCCACACGAUGGUGCCCGUGUUCCCGCUGUCGGCGUCCUCCGAUGACGUCAUAGCCUCGGGGCGCUGCGUGCACGUGCCCGACAACGAGGUGCUGCGCAUCAGCGUGAGGGUGGGCCGCGACGCGCCGCCGACCACGCCGUCGAGCACGCCGUCGAGCACGCCGUCGGCGCCCCCGGCCCUGGUGCGGACCGCAGCCGUGAGCUAGCAGGCAACCCAAAACGCGUAGCCCUGCGCGGAGACCGGCGUUACUGGAGUACUGCCUCGGCCCGGCCCGGCCCGGGCGGGGGACUGAGUCGGACCGACGCGCAGCCCAAGGUCAACGGGAUCCACCUCGUACUUACGGCCCAACCUGCGUGCCUGCCUGCCCACCGCGGCGGCCUGCCCACCGCGGCCUGGCCACCGCGGCCCGCCACGUCCCCGUCAUGCACGAGGCGAAGCACGGCGAAGUGUCUGGCGUCACGGCGAACCGAUCCCGGCGCGGCCACCGCCACUUUUUAUUCAGUCAAGUAGUCCCAAAAUGUUGACUGACGAAUGGGCGAGUUCGCCUGUGGGGCGACGUUGGCAGGAGUUUGUUGUUGAGCGUUGCAUUUCUGUGAUAUUUAAAUGAUGUGCCCAGAUAGUGGCAUCCAUUUGAGCGGGUCUUCGUUUUGCAUGUGUUUCAUUUUCCUAUUUUAUGCAAAUGAAAUGACUAGAUUUUGUAAUAACUAUAUUUGUGAUUAAAAAAGUAUAUUUUACAGAGCUGUUAA
This is a messenger RNA of Thrips palmi, 1702 nucleotides long. RefSeq lists its product as uncharacterized. Gene Ontology annotation, cellular component: cytoplasm. NCBI's taxonomy places the organism in Eukaryota, Metazoa, Arthropoda, Insecta, Thysanoptera, Thripidae. The record is from RefSeq and is a predicted model, not a curated record. Gene Ontology annotation, biological process: multicellular organism development; proteasome-mediated ubiquitin-dependent protein catabolic process. Bases 1 to 1161 code for a protein of 386 amino acids. Gene Ontology annotation, molecular function: ubiquitin protein ligase activity; ubiquitin conjugating enzyme binding. The transcript has 4 exons.